UUAUGUGAAGAUGGCGGCGUGUAGCUGAAUGGCCCCAGAGAAGCAGAACGGCGGAAAAAACAUUCCGCUUUACUCAAUUUAAUACCCAACAACACACACGGUACUCCAGCUGACGAAUGAGGCGCCACAAUAACGGUUUAAGAAGAUCCUAAACAGGAGGACUAGGAUGGUAAUAUGACACAGAGCAAGAAGAAGAAACGGCCGAAUCGCAGUCUCCUGCUGGCGAAAAAAAUAAUCAUCAAGGAUGGAGGGACAGCGCAGGGCUUCGGUGCUCCGAGUGUAUACCAUGCGGUGGUGGUCAUUUUCCUGGAGUUCUUUGCCUGGGGUCUCUUGACUGCACCCACACUCGUGGUUCUCCACGAGACCUUCCCCAAGCACACUUUCCUGAUGAAUGGCCUCAUCCAGGGAGUCAAGGGUCUGCUGUCCUUCUUGAGCGCUCCCCUGAUUGGUGCGUUGUCUGAUGUGUGGGGCCGCAAGUCUUUCCUGCUGCUGACCGUGUUCUUCACCUGCGCUCCCAUCCCACUCAUGAAGAUCAGCCCAUGGUGGUACUUCGCAGUGAUCAGUGUGUCGGGGGUAUUUGCGGUGACCUUCUCAGUGGUGUUUGCAUAUGUAGCUGACAUCACACAGGAACACGAGAGGAGCAUGGCAUACGGACUGGUGUCGGCCACGUUUGCGGCGAGCCUGGUGUCGAGCCCGGCCAUCGGGGCGUACCUGGGCCGCGUGUACGGUGACAGCCUGGUGGUGGUGUUGGCCUCGGCGGUGGCCAUGCUGGAUAUCUGCUUCAUCCUCGUCUGCGUACCGGAGUCACUUCCAGAGAAGAUGAGACCCGCCUCGUGGGGAGCGCCCAUAUCAUGGGAGCAGGCAGACCCCUUUGCUUCUCUUCGGAAGGUGGGUCAAGACUCCACAGUGCUGCUCAUCUGUAUAACAGUGUUCUUGUCUUACCUGCCGGAGGCCGGACAAUACUCCAGCUUCUUCCUUUACCUACGACAGAUCAUGGGCUUCUCGCCGGAGAGUGUGGCUGCCUUCAUCGCUGUAUUGGGGCUGCUGUCCAUCGUGGCCCAGACGGUGGUGCUGAGUCUGCUGAUGCGUUCCAUCGGUAAUAAGAACACCAUCCUGCUGGGCCUCGGCUUCCAGAUCCUGCAGCUAGCCUGGUACGGCUUCGGAUCAGAACCCUGGAUGAUGUGGGCUGCGGGGGCCGUAGCUGCCAUGUCCAGUAUCACCUUCCCUGCUGUCAGCGCCCUGGUGUCACGCACAGCUGACCCCGACCAACAAGGUGUUGGCCAGGGCAUGGUGACGGGCAUCAGAGGGCUGUGUAACGGGUUAGGCCCCGCCCUCUACGGAUUCAUCUUCUACAUUUUCCACGUGGAGCUGGACGAGACGCCAGACGACAGCACACACAUGACACACGCACACCACCAUCAACAGGCGGCGAUCAUCCCCGGCCCUCCCUUCCUGUUCGGAGCAUGCAGUGUGCUGCUUGGCCUGUUGGUGGCGCUCUUCAUCCCGGAGCAUCCUCAACUGGGGGGCGGGGUGCGGGGGGGCAGCUGGAAGAAGCACACCUCGCCCCACAGCCACACGCACACACACUCGCACACACACACCGCGCCCAGCGAGGCCAAGGAACCGCUGCUGCAGGACUCCAACGUCUGACACACACACACACUCACACACACACACACGCACACACUCAAGCACACACACACUUAAGGGUGACUCCCCCACUUGGACCUUGUCUUAUGACGCCCGCACACACACACUCACGCACACCCCUCCUGUGGCCAAAAUCGGAUGGCUUCGCACAGCUUAACCCCUUGACCCCCCCCCCCCCCCAUCGCCAUCCAAGGCCAAACUCUGAUGUCUAGGUCUGUAUAUGCCACACCUCGAACCCCCCUCAAGCCAAAAUCACAUGGCCACCCUCAUCUGCGGACGAAUUGCAACACCUUAUGCUACAGACCACCACCACCACCACCACCCACUGCUAAAGGACAGACUACCACCCCCCAGGCCUGGAGCCUGAGCACUUGUCUGCUACCCCCUAUCACACACACACACACACACAAGCACACAAGCCAAACCCCCCAACACGCGCACGCACGCACACACCUCCAAAAGCCAAACCUAUCUGCAGUAUGAUGAACACCCCACUCCCCCCACACCCUACCACCAGAGCCGCUGACAGCUUUGACCGAGCCCAGGACAACUUCCCUGAAAGGGCCCAAACUCAACGUGUGCAAUGUAAUGAGGAUCCAUUUCUUUGACCUUCUCUUUCCCUGUGCCCGGGACAACUGAACUGUUUGCCCCCACCCCCACCCCCCCUGUCGGCU
Molecule: messenger RNA, 2324 nt
Organism: Engraulis encrasicolus (European anchovy)
Lineage: Eukaryota; Metazoa; Chordata; Actinopteri; Clupeiformes; Engraulidae
Product: hippocampus abundant transcript 1 protein
Exons: 12
Coding region: 175-1650 (491 amino acids)
Biological process (GO): transmembrane transport
Cellular component (GO): membrane
Molecular function (GO): transmembrane transporter activity
Source: RefSeq, a predicted model, not a curated record